Messenger RNA from Effrenium voratum, 709 nucleotides. NCBI's taxonomy places the organism in Eukaryota, Dinophyceae, Suessiales, Symbiodiniaceae. The record is from the annotation of a GenBank genome assembly.
GAGACGGGCAAGUAGCCUAAGUAGCCCCUGCCCCUUUUCUCGUGCCGAAAAAAUCCUAUGGCCUCUGACGACGAGCAUCUGGGGGAGGAGGACGACUACUUCCCCGAGCAGGAGGACGAGGAGUGGGAUGAGCUGGAGGCGAAGGCUGCCGCCUGGCAGGAGCAGUUCACCUCAGCCAUCCACAGCGGCAACUCCCUGAACGGUCUGCCAAGGGGUCUGCGCUUACGGAGCGCGGAGGCGGCGAAGGAGAAGGAAGACCAGGACGAGGAGUCGACCCCUGCUGAGCACCUGAAACCCUCGCCGGUGCCGCGGUUCGUGGCGAGGAGCUGGGAGAUGGGUCUGCUGGUGGUGGUCUGCCUGCUGAGCCUCUUUGCCACGCUCCACUUUGUCUACGACAACCUCCUGCCGCAGAGGGACGACUCCAAGAGCUGCACGCAGUGCCAGCCGGAGUGGUGGCAGGACUUCUGGAAGUGGCGGCUGCAGGGCCCCAGCGACGACGAUCCACCCGAGGGCAUGCAGUGGGAGUGGGGGGAUUCGGUGAACGACACCGACUGGUACCAGGCCAGCGCCCGCUUCGUGGACUUCCUAAGGCCCUUCGCCGACCCUUCGCUGGGCCCGGUGCUGUCCAUCGGCUGCGGGGACGCCCCGGUGCCCGAGCUGCUGCACGGCGCGGGCUUCGAGGCCUCGCUGCACCUGGACGUGGCGCCGC